AUGCCCCGCUCUCUGUGCCCAAUUGUGGGUUUCGCAUCUGGGUUCGUCGCGCGUGUCUUUCUCGGUCAUAUCCUCCAUCUCUUCCCUAGCCGCUCGACAGUUCAAGAUCCAUUUACUCACAGCAACGGCUCUGAUACGCUGUUCAAAAGCGCCGCCCUUGUCAGCUCCCUCCAGUUUGAACCGCUUCUUCAACUUGACGAGUCCAUCGCUACUCUGCCCACCAUGUCUUCCACUUCAGAUGCACCCUCUGCCCCUCCGGUGUCCAUCCCACGCCCGCAGGCAAACACUAUCUUGACAUCCUUCACAUCGUUCCUCACCCUGACUGUACACACUAUACUGUACCACAGACGCCUCUAUCCGCAGCAGACCUUUCUUAUGACAAAAGCCCACAACCUUCCAGUUCCCCAGUCCCGCCAUCCAGUUCUCUGCGAUUGGAUCAACUCAGCCGUCGCUGCGAUUCAAGAUCAGCUUGCUAUCGGCGCAGCCUCCAAAGUCUGCGUCGUCAUUCACGCCCAUGAGACGAUGGCUGUCAUCGAGAGAUGGGUUUUCGAUGUCACCAACUUCCCGGCCUGGGCUACAGGCAAGGGCAAGGAGAAGAUUGGUAUGGGACAGAGGUUCCAGCGAAGGGAGGAAGACGACGAUGAUGGGUCUGUAAACUGGGUUGACGUGAACGAGGCGUAUCGUGGUGCUCUGAGACGUCUCGCGUACGCUGCGGAAAUGAAGGGACCUCUGCCAGAGGGAUGCACGUUCACCAUGGCCGUUGAGCUCAGGGACGAGGCGCCGGCGCCAAUAGGGCACCCGCAACCUUGGAUUCCUUCCGAGCCUUCGCUCCAACCCGCCUCAAGGACAAAUCCAGUACCGGGCGUGGGCAUAGGUGGCGCCUCCACCACGCCGCUGCGCUCCGUCGAGGCCGGCCCUCUCUUCUUCGAAUGCUGGAUCGAGGAAAGCAAGCCGGCGUCCUCGCCUCAUUCUACCCAAGACUCGUACUUCUCUUGAAUCACAUGUGCAGCUUGCGCGCAAUCGUUUCGGCACCAUCACCCUAUGAUCCCCAAGCUCCAAUGUCAAUGUCGUUUGCACGCCCCGCAAAUAAGACGAGGACUGCUCGUCAAGGGCUCUCAACCAUCGCCAACUUGCGGCUUCAGAUGAGAUGAAUCUAGUCUGGGUACUGAUGACUGCUCGAGAUCGCACAACAGAAGAGGAUAUAGAAACAAAAGUGAAUCAUCAAAGAUUGCCAAAGUUCAGCUCUGGCAAAGGCCGGGCUUGAGAGGACUACCUUACCUUACUACGAGCACGGCAACCAGGAUUCGCACCGGCAGAAUCUUGGAAAACGUCCAAGGCCAGUAGUUUGCACAGUAUCGUUGCGUUCACAACGGACCUAUACUACUGGCCCGCCAGAUUUCCUCACGACUGCAUCCGGGUACGAGGAUUGAGGAAGUGGCUAAUUGUCUGGACUUUUUGUUGCAGAUUUGCACUACAGAAAGACAUUCUGUCGUUUCGGUGGUAAUGC
Messenger RNA from Colletotrichum destructivum, 1507 nucleotides. RefSeq names its product Putative HORMA domain-containing protein. The transcript is spliced from 4 exons. NCBI's taxonomy places the organism in Eukaryota, Fungi, Ascomycota, Sordariomycetes, Glomerellales, Glomerellaceae. Gene Ontology annotation, cellular component: zeta DNA polymerase complex. The coding region runs from base 1 to 996 and encodes 331 amino acids. The record is from RefSeq and is a predicted model, not a curated record.